This is a messenger RNA of Pristis pectinata (smalltooth sawfish), 198 nucleotides long. Its product is annotated as 60S ribosomal protein L39-like. The record is from RefSeq and is a predicted model, not a curated record. Gene Ontology annotation, biological process: translation. Gene Ontology annotation, molecular function: structural constituent of ribosome. The coding region runs from base 1 to 198 and encodes 65 amino acids. The transcript has a single exon. Lineage: Eukaryota; Metazoa; Chordata; Chondrichthyes; Rhinopristiformes; Pristidae. Gene Ontology annotation, cellular component: ribosome; cytosolic large ribosomal subunit.
AUGCCAUCCCACAGCACCUUGUGGAUCAAAUGCUUUCUCAGCAAGAAGAUGAACCAGAAGCAGCCAAUCCCACAGUGGAUGUGCAUGAAAGUCAGGUACAACUCCAAGAGGAGAUACUGGAGAAGGACUAAACUGGGCUUGCUGAAAAAUUCGCCAUCAUUACCACACUUGCAACAGCCAAUCUGUAUCUUCUACUGA